Molecule: messenger RNA, 1814 nt
Organism: Schizophyllum commune H4-8
Lineage: Eukaryota; Fungi; Basidiomycota; Agaricomycetes; Agaricales; Schizophyllaceae
Exons: 7
Coding region: 221-1729 (502 amino acids)
Source: RefSeq, a predicted model, not a curated record
AUAUCAGGUUCUGCCGGGCGGCGGCCGCGGCCGCGCGCAGAGGAUAAAAAGCGGUCACGACGAGGAGAGCAACCCGCCCCCUUCGUUCCUUCGGUCACAGGCCCUCCCUCCGUGGUCCCUUCGUCUUCUUCCUUCGUUUUCCUAUACCUCUGGCAGGUCAAUUAGCCCGGCGCCCCUUGCAUACACUCUCCUUCAUCUGUCGUCUUUAUUUUUCGUCACUAUGUUCUCUAGCUUCGCUGUCCUCGCACUCUCCGUUUCUGGGGCGUACGCCCAUGCCUUCAUCAACUCUGUCCAGGGCGCCAACGGCGUCAAUGGCAUUGGUCUCGGUGUUACGUUUAACGGCGAGGUUGCCCGCGGUGGUACCGGCGAGCAGCCUUUCCAGCUCGACACGCCCGUCCUGAAGGACACGACUACUGAUCCUUGCGGCGCUACUCUCCUCGCCGGCUCGGUCAACAUCGAGAAGUCGAUGGCUGCCGUCGAGCAGGCGAUGGGCGGCAUGCCCACCAUCCCCUCCGACGGCUCCUUGACCAUGGGCGUCUUCCAGGUCAACGCUGACGGUGGAGGGCCGUUCACUGCUGAGAUCAACACCGACGCGACUGGCCAGAAGUGGACCGCGAUCGAUGUCACUUCUCAGCCCCCCGGUGUGAACGGUGUUCUCCACAACGGCCCCGCCAACUCCUCCAUCACCGUCAGCGUCCCCUCGGGCACCAAGUGCACUGGUGGCUCCGAUGGUGCUACUUGCCUGAUCCGCCUCAACAACGGUGGUGCCGACACUGGCUCCCUCGCUAACGGUGCUGGUCCCUUCGGUGGUUGCGUCGCUGUCUCCCAGGGCAACAACGCUGUCGCGACCGGUAACAACAACAACAGCGGCAACGCCAACGCCAACGCGAGCGGCAACACCAACAACAACAAGGGCAACGGUAACGGCCGCAACCGCAACGGCAACAACAACGGCAGCAACAACGGCUUUGGUCUCUUCGGCCGUCUUGCUGCGCGCCACGGCGAGCUCAAGCAGCUCAAGCAGAAGCGCGAGCUGCUCAACCGCGAAAUCCUCGAGGCCCGCCAGAAGCUCACCGCCCAGCUCAUUGACGAGCUGAAGACCACUACGGGUACGGCCAUUGACAUCCCCAUCGACCGCAUGGCUGGCUUCGACGACGCUGCUGCGACUGGCGGUAACUCGACUGAGGCUCAGAACAACGACGGCCCUCUUACUCAGCAGGAGGCCGUUGACCUCAAGAAGGCCGUCCAGCUCGCCAUCGAGCAGGCUCUUGACUUGAUGGCCAGCGACGAGGUCGAUGCCGGCCAGUUCGGUCAGGACUCUGACAUCACGGACAAGCUGAACGCGCAGGCCAACGCCGACCAGGCUGCUGGUACUACGUCGAUCAACGCUGGUAACGCUGGUGUCGGCUUCUUCCAGACCGACGUUGUCGACCAGUUGCUUGGUGGCAUCAAGACUGCCUCUGCCGAUCUUCAGGCCACGGGUACCGCUGCCGCUGCUCAGUCGACCAUCACGUCGUCGGGCAACAACAACAACAACAACGGCAACGGCAACAACUCGAAGAACGGCAAGGGCAACAACACGGGCAACAACGCCAACAACAACGGCGGCUUCGGUGGCUUCGGCAACAACGCCAACAACGGCGGUGGCUUCGGGCGGAACUCGAACAACCGCCGCCGCAUGCAGCAGCUCAAGCGCCGCAUCUCGCAGUGGAUUGAGGACGACGCGUAGAUAGCCUAUGCGCUGAACAUUCUGACGACCUGGCUGUCCCACUGGCAUGGGCAGCGCUUUCAUCACGUCGGCGGCAUUUGCUUGC